CAGUCGUUGGCCUUCGUUCUGGUUGUUUGCUUUUUUGAGCCCUCCCCAGAUUUUAUCGUCCCUUCUCCUGGCCUUUCUGUUCCAAGUCCCUCUUUGGUCGGCGACAAAAUCAAUCCAACCAGUCAGUUCCACGCUCUCGGCUCCCCGCCGCAGCCACCUGCGGCUCCCCCACUCGCACUGUGAUCAUAGGAUUUACUCUCCUGUCUGACAUUCCUCUCGAGGCUGACUCCGCCUUUUCUUGGUCUGUAUACUCUUCUCGAUUCAAUCGUGGUUUCGUAGCAGCCAAAGGCAUCAGUCAUGGAAAUGGAUGGAGAUAUUUCGUUGUCGGGUUGGCCUCAAACCAUAUCUGAGGAUCUUCUUGUUCCGGUAUCUGGCGAAGAAGAAUUUUCAAAGUACCUGGAUUUCGAUUUCAGCUUUGCGGACUUGGAUGAUGUCGCAAGCCAGCAGCACAAUGCCAUUCACACUUCUCCGCCGGCCUCCUCUGAGAUGGCACAUCACCAACAAAUGCAGAAUACUUCGCAAGCCCCAAAUUAUCAGCCUGAACUCCACCAACUGCACCACCAGAUGGGCAUGCAGGGCGACAUCAAUACAACAGCCGCGAACGUAGCACCGCAAUACUACGUCCAGAAACAGCAAACUUUCCUUACACAACAGAAUUAUGGGCAGAGACAAUAUAUUCCACCAACCCCGAAUAGCACCGAGAUGCAUGCUGGAGUCCCCCAGGGACUGUCUAGAUUGGACACGGAUAACCAUAGACAUUAUGAGCAUUACGCAAGACCUAGUGAUGAUCAGAGCGCUUUCACUCCCUUACUUUCUCCCGCGAUGACCCCCUUAGAACAACAGUUCUGCAUUCCAGAAUACACUGUCCCUGGCGAAUACUUUACACCUCUUACGUCACCAGCUCUAGAAGCUCGAAAUUCCAAUGGCAAUGGGUAUAUUUUCAAUGGCACCACAUCCCACACUCCCGAUAUGGGCUUUAUAUCCUCGCCUGUAGAAAUGGCCAAUCAGCUUCCCAUUACCUCUACUCCCUCGUCUCCAGGAACGUCGCGCAAACAGAGGGCAAAGUCGUCCUUUUCAAAUCGAGCUGGUUCACGUCUAGCUCGUCAAUCUCCGUCAGUCCGACCUCUUAGCCGCCGAAAACCCAGCACAUCCGGGCCAUCGGCCGAUAGUGGCUUUUUUGCGAACCAUGACAAGAGCUCGAGUCGACCAUCAGUGAAACAAACCGAUGGAUAUCGCCAUACAGGAAGUACGGAAAGUUCCGGACAGGAUUCUGUUUCCCCAGAGCCCUUAUCAGAGCCAUUGAUGCCACCGCCUGCACUUCCCCGAUCGGCAAAAUCCCCGUGCAUAGGAGCGCAAGACUCUAGAUCGGAAGCAAUAUCCCGCGAGGCCGCAACUCCUGCUACUCUGAUGAAUUUGCAGCGCCAAUCCCAGCCUACGCCGCAAAACUCCAAGAACCAAUUCUCAAGAAGCGGAGGCCUCAUUGUCAAUGAAUAUCCUGAUGAGACGAUGGAAGAUAUGUCGUUACCCGAAGCCGCAUCCUCGAAUUCUGAACUCGCUACCGCGUCAUCCGGGAUAAUAGUGACGAGCGGUGAAACAACCCCCAAAAUCGUAGCAGAACAGACGCCAAGGUUGAAACCAGCCAACAAUGGAUCUUCAGAACGUCCAUCUAUCACCUCCGUCACCCCAAGCCCUCAAAUCAACGCUAUGGCAUCUCCAACUGGGCCAGUCGGUCUCAAGCGGACGGAUUCGAAACUGAAUGGCAGGGUGUCCAAGAAGCGACAAAGUGUUAGCUCCUCGCAGGUUAGCCCGGCAUUGCGGCCGAAAAUUAGUCCCAGCAUUCAACCUUUAAUUCAUGGCGAUGUGGGCAUCAACGCGGAAACGUCAGCUCUUUACCUCGCCUCGAAAUCCAAUUACCAACAUAUCCUCGAGGGAACUCUUCUCCCAGGCGUCUCUUAUCCUAACGCAUUGGCCGAAAACCUAAGUUCCAAACGGACGAAUCAUAAACUAGCCGAACAGGGUCGCCGAAAUCGCAUCAAUACCGCGCUCAAAGAGAUCGAAGGCUUACUGCCACCGUCGCUAAUACGAGAGAGGGAAAAAGCAGACAAGGUCGGCAUUGAUGGAGGCGAUGGGGCCACCAGCAAAUCAUCAGAUAGACCAAGUUCAAGUCAAACGAUCAGCAAGGCAAGCACCGUUGAAAUGGCAAUUGUUUACAUCAAGUCGCUACAACAGGAGAUCUCGGAAAUCAAGGAGAAACUGCAAGCUGCGGAGUCAAAACUGCUAGAGAGCUCGAAUAAGGGUGGUGGGAGUCCGCGAGAAACUGAUGAAAAAAGCGUAGUAAAAGUUGCCCCGAAUGCUGCUGUCGCUUGAGCUCUAAGGACCCUGGUCUCAUCAACCUCUGUCGAACAUAUUUUUCUCCUGACGGCCAUUAUCUAUCGAUCUACGCAUCUCGCGCGCUCUUCCCAUUCCCCCUUAUCUCUACCCCGAAUCAUACUGUACUCGCCAUUUUGUCUAUUUUAUUUUCAGUUGUUUCUUUUACUUUACCCGCUAUUUCCUGUUUAUAUAUAUUCUUUUCACAUGUUAAUGGGGUCCGGGUGUUGCAGAUUCUAGAUUGAUGAAAACCAGAAUCAGCUAUUGGUAGCCAAACCUUGGUUAUUUUGACCUUUUUGGCUAAUUUCUAUCGUCACUACUCCUGAUCUCUCCCCCCACCUCCCUCACAAACAGAAAAAAACCCCAAUUUUCUAUAUACAUAUUGUCGAGAAGAACAAAAGCACAGUUCGUCUUAGUUUUUGCGGAUGGAGGUGGCAUUAUUAUUUUAUUAUUUCCUUUGAUACGAGUUCAUGCUGAGGUGGGCUAUACUGGGCGGCUAUCUGUGUUUUUAAAAUAUGUUUUUCUCAAGUU
Molecule: messenger RNA, 2898 nt
Organism: Histoplasma capsulatum G186AR
Lineage: Eukaryota; Fungi; Ascomycota; Eurotiomycetes; Onygenales; Ajellomycetaceae
Product: phosphorus acquisition-controlling protein
Exons: 3
Coding region: 298-2367 (689 amino acids)
Molecular function (GO): protein dimerization activity
Source: RefSeq, a predicted model, not a curated record